CUCUGAUGUACGACUACCUGUUUGGUUGGCACGACACUCUCUCUAUCCCCUCUCUGAUUAUUCUGUUCUUACUUCUUAUUCUUACCUGCAAUCUGCUUUUACUUUGGUUUUAGAUUUUUAAUAUCUGAGUCUAAAUACUUAUUAUAAUAACAUGUUUAGACCCCAAACUCCCUAAUAAAAACAAGUAUUAUGAUCUGAAUAAUCCACCCAUUUGGGAGAAAAACCAUGGAUCGUGUGCUUAAAGCUGCUAUGACAUCUGGGUCUCUCAAUUUAUCUAAUCGUUCAUUGAGGGAAGUUCCAACUGAGGUCUAUCAAAAUUUUGAUGGUGCUGGAGAAGGGGACAAUUGGUGGGAGAUAGUUGACCUACAAAAGCUGAUCUUGGCCCAUAAUAAUAUUGAAGUGUUGAGAGAAGACCUGAAAAAUUUGCCUCUGUUGACUGUGUUAAAUGUUAGCCACAAUAAACUGACCGAGCUUCCUGCGGCGAUUGGGGAGCUUCCCUCACUUAAAUCACUUGAUGUGUCAUUCAAUGCACUAGCUAACAUACCGGAAGAGAUUGGAUCAGCUACUUCUCUUGUUAAGAUUGAUUGUUCAAAUAACAAACUCCUGGAAAUCCCCAGCUCUCUUGGACAUUGUACCGAAUUAGCAGAGCUAAAGGCUUCAAAUAACAGUAUUGCAAGCUUGCCAGAAGGUCUAGUGUGCUGUACAAAAUUAUUGAAAGUGAAUGUGGAGGGAAACAAGCUCACAGAACUAUCAGACCCUAUGAUUUGUUCGUGGAGCAUGCUCACCGAACUAAAUGCCUCAAAAAAUCUAUUGAAUGGUAUACCAGCGAGCAUCGGGAGGCUUUCACGUGUUAUUCGCCUCGACCUGCAUCAAAACAGAAUCUCAUCAAUUCCAUCGUCUAUUAAGGAUUGCACUUCCCUUGUAGAAUUUUAUAUCGGGAGCAAUAUGCUGUCGUCACUACCGGCAGAGAUGGGAGAGCUAUCUCUGCUAAGCAUAUUAGAUCUUCAUUCAAACCAGUUAAGAGAAUACCCAGUGGAUGCUUGCAAGUUGCGGCUGUCAGUUCUUGAUCUUUCAAACAAUUCUUUGUCAGGCUUGCCUGCUGAAAUUGGGUUAAUGACAAGUUUAAGAAAGCUUGUACUUACUGGAAAUCCUAUGCGCACCAUUAGAAGCACAUUGGUAUCUGGACCUACAGCUGCUUUAUUAAAAUAUCUUCGAAGCAGACUCCCUUCUGCACAAGAGGCUGAAGUUUUGACUCCAACUAAGGAUGAGAUGGUGGCUAUGGCAGCUCGAUUGUCUAUGACUUCAAAGGAACUUUCACUUGGAGGUAUGAACUUGACUUCAGUGCCUUCAGAAGUUUGUUCGUCAAAUGAAAUAACAAAAGUUGAUCUCUCAAGAAAUUCAAUUGAAGAGCUUCCUGUUGCACUGUCAGCCUGUUCUUCACUUGAGGUCUUAAUUUUGUCUAAGAACAGGAUUAAGAAUUGGCCAGGUGAAAUUUUGAAGUCUCUCCCAAAACUUACAUGCUUGAAAUUCGACAGUAACCCUCUUAAAAAGAUUCCUAUAAAUGGGUUUGAAGCCAUCAUGAGGCUCCAAAUUUUGGAUCUUAGUGCUUGUGUAGGGUCAUUACCCGACACUGCAGCCUUUACUAGCUUACCACAGCUGCAGGAGCUUUACCUCAGACGAGUGCAAUUGCAUGAAGUUCCCUCAGAUAUUUUGACGUUGCGAAAGUUGCAGAUUCUUGAUCUGAGUCAGAAUUCACUGACUUCCAUUCCUGAGGGAUUCCAAAAUAUGUCUACGUUGACUGAGCUAGAUCUUUCGGAUAACAACAUUACUACACUGCCACCAGAGCUUGGUUUACUUGAACCCAGCUUACAAGCCCUCAGACUUGAUGGAAAUCCUCUUAGAAGCAUUAGAAGGACGAUUUUGGAUCGUGGAACCAAAGCAAUUCUUAAGUACUUGAAAGACAAAAUUUGAGACCCGCUGCUAAUGAUCUUAUUCGUUUGAAAUAGAAUGAUACGAUAUUCAGAGUAUUUCUAGCGGAUGAACAUAUUUCUAUUUUUGAAUGGUUUCUUUCGUUCGUUGAUUUCUUCUUUGUCAACUUUCUGGCUUUCUGCUUUGUUCAUUAUCAUUAUUAAGUCUCAGGUUGGUGUGUGAGUUUUCCAAAUUGUAUCAUCAGGGUCUUAAAGUAAAGGUGUUAUAUUUUUUAUUUGAUUUUAAUUUUUUAUUAAUUUACCAACAAAUUAGUGAUUCAAUCGGUUAGUCAAUCAGAUUAAUUCGUUCUAAUAUAAGCAUAUCGUUAAUUAAUCAUA
This is a messenger RNA of Amaranthus tricolor (Joseph's coat), 2306 nucleotides long. RefSeq names its product plant intracellular Ras-group-related LRR protein 6. Lineage: Eukaryota; Viridiplantae; Streptophyta; Magnoliopsida; Caryophyllales; Amaranthaceae. The transcript has 21 exons. Gene Ontology annotation, molecular function: protein binding. Bases 226 to 1971 code for a protein of 581 amino acids. The record is from RefSeq and is a predicted model, not a curated record.